AUGGCUCCCUCUAUCCACCCUUUUAUUGACAAUGGCAUCACCAAGGGUGACCCUAACUUCCCUGGUGGAAAGCUCUACUGCCGAUGCCCCACAGACAAGAUCGUCGUCGCCUUGAAGGGCAACGUUGCUCAUAAUCAUGCAUGUGGAUGUUCGAAGUGCUGGAAGCCAGAAGGCGCCCUCUUCUCGUUGGUUGGUGUCAUUUCCCGUGACAACGUCAGCGUUGAGGCCAAUGAAUCAAAGUUGAAAGUUAUUGAUCCCUCCGCCACGAUUGAACGCAAUGCCUGCAAGGAAUGUGGUGUUCACCUAUUCGGCCGCAUUGAAAAGGAACAUGCCUUCUAUGGACUCGACUUCGUACAUGUGGAAUUGUCGGAUGAGAAGGGAUGGCAGGAGCCUCAAUUCGCUGCAUUUGUAUCCUCCAUCAUUGAGCAGGGAUUCCCACCCGGAGAGACAGAUUCGGUUCGGGAAAAGUUCAAGUCUGUUGGUCUGCAAACCUACGACGUUCUCUCUCCGGGGCUCAUGGAUGCUCUAUCAACUUUCACUGCCAAGAAAUCUGGAAAGCUUGCAAACCUUUGA
Molecule: messenger RNA, 573 nt
Organism: Penicillium taxi
Lineage: Eukaryota; Fungi; Ascomycota; Eurotiomycetes; Eurotiales; Aspergillaceae
Product: S-(hydroxymethyl)glutathione synthase
Exons: 2
Coding region: 1-573 (190 amino acids)
Biological process (GO): formaldehyde catabolic process
Molecular function (GO): zinc ion binding; S-(hydroxymethyl)glutathione synthase activity
Source: RefSeq, a predicted model, not a curated record